Molecule: messenger RNA, 1178 nt
Organism: Tripterygium wilfordii
Lineage: Eukaryota; Viridiplantae; Streptophyta; Magnoliopsida; Celastrales; Celastraceae
Product: probable WRKY transcription factor 13
Exons: 3
Coding region: 223-1002 (259 amino acids)
Biological process (GO): regulation of DNA-templated transcription
Molecular function (GO): DNA-binding transcription factor activity; sequence-specific DNA binding
Source: RefSeq, a predicted model, not a curated record
GAAGAAGAGCUAAAAGGGGAAGUGCUUGGUUAUAUAGGUAUUUAGUAACUUCUACAUUUUAUUCUCUGUGUCCAAGAUAAAGGGUGCUUGUGCUUUAUCUACUACAGUUUUCUAUCUUCCAUAAAUUGAAGGAGCCAGGUUGCUUUGUUUUUGAUCUUCUAGCUACACCCUUCAAGAGAUCAUAAAUAGAGAGAUCUCAGAAACAUAUAUAUAUCACAAGCUAUGCUGAAUCAACAGGGGUCGUUUGAGCAGCAAGAGAUGGGUUUCUUGGGUACUCUUAUUCCACCAAACAUGGCUCUUCUUCCUCAGUUGGGUUGCAGCCAAUCUUCUUCUCUCAAGGCCUUUUUCAAUGAUAUUAUUCCUCCAACAAGCAGUACAGUUACUGGUGGAGAUGCAACUUCAGAUCAUGUUAAUCUGAUGAUCAGCCAUGAAACCCUAUUCUCAUCGCCAUCUUCAUCAUCUGCUACUCUAAAGCAAAGAGAAGGAGGGAUCACCUCUACAACUACUACUACUUGUGAUAUUGAAGGACCCCAUCUCCUAUCCUUGCAAAGAUCUAGUGCAAAUCUCUGGGCAUGGGGAGAUGUGAAUGAGAGCUUGAAUAACAACAAAAGAAGUAGUGGAGGUGGUGGCGGUGAUAUUGAUCAUCAUCACCACCACCAUCAACAUCUAGGGGUUUCAGCAUUGAAGAUGAAGAAAAUCAAAGGGAGAAGGAAGGUGAGGGAGCCAAGGUUUUGCUUCAAAACAAUGAGCGAUGUGGAUGUGUUGGAUGAUGGUUACAAGUGGAGGAAGUACGGCCAAAAAGUAGUGAAGAACACACAGCAUCCCAGGAGCUACUAUCGGUGUACACAAGACAACUGCCGAGUGAAGAAGCGUGUAGAAAGAUUGGCAGAGGAUCCCAGAAUGGUUAUUACAAGUUAUGAAGGUAGACAUGCUCAUUCUCCGUCGCAUGAUCUUGAUCAGGACUCACAACCUCCGUCCCAACUCGCUAAUUUCUUCUGGUAGGCGGUAGCUAGCUAGCCAUAUACAUGCAUGUACUACCAUUUGCUUUAUUAUUGUGUUUUUUUCUCUCUGCCCCACAUGAUGAACGCUGGACGUUGUGCCUUGAUACAGCAAUGACAAGACUUUUCUCCAAAUUUUGUCCUAAUAAUUAAGUUUCUACUCCCUGACUUAUGUUUCUA